Pundamilia nyererei is the source of this 3389-nucleotide messenger RNA. It is a transcript of the gene gnal2, whose product is annotated as guanine nucleotide binding protein (G protein), alpha activating activity polypeptide, olfactory type 2. Lineage: Eukaryota; Metazoa; Chordata; Actinopteri; Cichliformes; Cichlidae. Gene Ontology annotation, cellular component: cytoplasm; heterotrimeric G-protein complex. Bases 848 to 1987 code for a protein of 379 amino acids. The record is from RefSeq and is a predicted model, not a curated record. Gene Ontology annotation, molecular function: GTP binding; G protein-coupled receptor binding; G-protein beta/gamma-subunit complex binding. The transcript has 12 exons. Gene Ontology annotation, biological process: adenylate cyclase-activating dopamine receptor signaling pathway; sensory perception of chemical stimulus.
GCCCUACAAAUCGUAGAAACGCCCCUGCCCGCGACCGCUGUGAUGUGUUGCCAGACCUGUAGUCUAUUGUAAAAACCUCAGCCAGGUAAAAGCCCAUUGCGCACGCAGACAGUCGCUGUAACUGGGUUGCCAGUUUAGGGUCAGGGCUGUCUCACUGACUGAAAGCCAACGAGAAGAGACCCAGCCCCUCUGCAAAAGCAGUCGAGAGAGAGAGUCGCGUCCGGGUUUCCACUUUCUUUCGAUUACUUUGAUAGCGGGACAGCAAACGGACUAAAUCUGGAAUGGCUCGUCGUAUUUUGGCACACACGUUCUAAAAUGCUCUAUGAGUGCGGGUUGUUAAUGUUACAGUUUAACGCAGGUUUGUUUUCCACCUCCACGGUGCACGGCUACUUCCUGGUGCUACAGAGAGAGGCAGUGCUGAGUUAAAGAGACAGAAAUACUGAUAGAAAUUCAGAUAGAAAAAAAAUACUGAGAGAAGAGAGGGGUUGGAAACGCGAUAGGAACAGUUGACUGGAUUCCCAGAAACUGAAUCCCCCCUCUCUCUUCUUAUUUAUGUCUAUUUUUUUUAGAUUUCUCCGUUGAAGCGAGUCGUUAUUCUUCGUUUGGUUUGUAAACUAGCAAACGGUUUGGAUGACGGUUGGCUGCGGCUAAAGCGGAAUUGUAACGGGGAACAUAUUCCUCCCUCCGACGGAGAAGCCUCGCUGUGAUUUUUUUUAACCUUUUUUAUUUCACACCAGACUCCUUCUUGUGUCAUUUCAACCCGCAAUAUCAUCCCAGGUCUCAUUUUUAAAAAGAAUAUAUAUAUAUUUUUUAACGAUUCCACAAGGAAGGGUUAGGGCGACGGAAGAUGGGUUGUUUGGGCAACAGCAAGACUGAAGAUCAACGCAUCGACGAAAAGGCACAACGAGAGGCUAAUAAAAAGAUAGAAAAACAGUUGCAAAAGGAAAGACAAGCGUACAAAGCCACACACAGGCUCCUAUUACUGGGUGCGGGAGAGUCCGGAAAAAGCACCAUUGUGAAGCAGAUGAGGAUUCUACACGUCAACGGCUUCAACGCAGAGGAAAAGAAACAGAAAAUCCAAGAUAUUCGGAAAAACGUGAAGGAUGCCAUAGUGACUAUAGUGUCUGCAAUGAGCACUUUAAUACCCCCAGUCCCGCUAGCCAACCCAGAGGACCAAUUCAGAAUUGACUACAUCAAAAGCAUAGCACCCCUCUCUGACUUUGACUAUUCACAGGAGUUCUUUGAUCACGCAAAGAAGCUGUGGGACGACGAAGGAGUGAAAGCAUGCUUUGAGAGGUCCAAUGAAUACCAGCUCAUCGACUGUGCACAAUAUUUCCUGGACAGAAUUGAUUCUGUAAGACAGAGCGACUACACGCCAACAGACCAGGACCUGCUACGCUGCCGAGUGUUAACUUCAGGGAUUUUCGAGACGAGGUUCCAAGUAGAUAAAGUGAACUUUCACAUGUUUGAUGUUGGGGGCCAGAGAGAUGAAAGGAGAAAAUGGAUUCAGUGCUUUAACGACGUCACUGCGAUCAUCUUCGUGGUGGCCAGCAGCAGCUACAACAUGGUAAUAAGGGAAGACAAUAACACCAACAGGCUACGGGAAGCUCUGGACCUCUUCCGCAGUAUUUGGAACAACAGAUGGUUACGCACUAUAUCUGUCAUAUUAUUCCUGAACAAGCAGGACAUGCUGGCUGAGAAAGUACUAGCUGGAAAAUCCAAAAUUGAAGACUACUUCCCUGAAUAUGCUCGCUACACCAUACCAAAUGAAGCAACUCCUGAACCCGGUGAAGACCCGAGAGUGACGAGAGCCAAGUUCUUCAUCCGAGACGAGUUUCUUCGGAUCAGCACUGCGAGCGGCGACGGCAGACACUACUGCUACCCCCACUUCACCUGCGCCGUUGACACAGAGAAUAUCCGGCGGGUGUUCAAUGACUGCCGGGACAUCAUCCAGAGAAUGCACCUGCGGCAGUACGAACUCUUGUGAUGGGAGACCAACUCCGUCAGCCUUCUGUGUUUUUUUUUUUUGUUUUUUUUUCUCCACCAUUCUGCAACCUUGACGAACCUUUUCUCCUGCUCCUCCCUGACUCUUCACCCCACAUCCCCAGAAGAAACCCACCCCGACCGCCCCUCCUGUCGAGGACUACGAAGUACUACUGAAGUGUGUCAAAUCCUCUUCCUCUUUUUAACUUCUUAGCUUUUUGUACUACUUUUUGUUUUCUCUCCGAGAUUUCGUCCCCAUUUCACAGAUGUAAAAGGAAAGCUGGGGAACAAAGUUGAUGUGUGCCGCUUCUUUUUUUUUUUCUUUCUUCUUCUUCUUUUAAUCCUUCCUUUUUGAAUGCCUUGAUUUUUGUCAUUCCACUAAGCCUUGGGCUACCUCCUUUUAUUUUAUUUUUUGCCCCUUUGUGUCCACUUUUUUUGGGCUUUGUCUUUGGACUUGGACUGGUGGGCGAGGACACAUAAAACACACCUGGAGGACCUCAGUGCAGAGGCAGUAUGUGUGUGUGUAAUGAAGAGAGGGAGGAAUGCCAUGUGAAUGAGUGUGUGUUUAACCGCCAUGACCCCUCACCACCUCUUGUAAUAUUUUUUUUUUUUGGCCUGUCACCCCGCCCUCAGCCUCUCUGACCGCCUUCUUCUCCCCGCGUUGAAGAUGGCUGGACGGAGAGGGAACCGAAUGGAUGAAGAGAUAAAUGCACUUUGCAUCAGGUUCCUUAAUAACUUUUUUUUUUUGUUGUUGUUGUCGGUGUUUUUUUGUUUUUGUUUUUUUUUUUCCAGAGGAAGCAUACACACAAUGUAGCAUCACAAUAUUUAUUAUCCUGUCGCCCUGCUUGCCGAGCUGCAGGGCGGACCGAGCAGCCGAGAAGACGUGUGGAGCGAGAGAUUAAAGAUGGGAGGGGGGCAGAAAUGACGGCGACUAGAAGACGGAUUUUAAUGAAGGAAAAGGGACUGAGCUCUCUGCACCUUAGCCCUGUUGCCUCCACGGACUCGGACCUGCCUCCUUUUUCCACACAAACCAUCCUUUUAGCUUAGAGAUACUGAUGGGGAGGAGGGUGGGUGGGACGGGAGAGAAAAAAAAUGUAUUGUUUUGUUUUUGGUUUUGGUUUUUUGGGGGGGUUUUUGUUAACUUGUACACUGUGCAAGGUUGAAUUAUCCUGUACAGACUGUAAAAUGUAAUAUUAUUUUGUACAACUUAAUUGAAAGAAAAACAAAUCUACUUGUAGAUCUUUGUGCCUUGAUUAUGGCUGUACCUGUAAAUGAGCUCAGAUGUAAGUAUGUUUUCAACUGCGCUGUACAGCUUGAUGUCAAACUCUAUCGGCAGCGAAAGACUGCAGGUAGGGGACUUUCUCUGUAGAGUUUAGUUUUUUCUGGUUUAUAAAAAAAAAAAGAAA